CGGCGCGGCUGAGCCGGAGCGGGCCGGCAGCCGGCGGGCCCUCGCCCCGGCCCGCCCGUCCAUGCCGCGGAAAGCCCUGUUCUGCGUCCUGCAGCUGGAUAUCCGCUCGGUAACUUGCCCCGGAGUGCUGUUGAAAGACAAAGAGGAGCUUUAUCUCAGUGUCACUGUACUUGGACAAUACAAAAAAACUCAAUGCGUCCCUGCAGCAUUUCCACUCUUCUUUCAAGAAAAACUAGUAUUUGAAAAGGCAUUUGCUGAUAUAGUUGAUCCUGGAGACCUUGUGGAGUUACUGGAACUUGACACAGCAGUACUUGAACUAAUACAGCUCAUUCCUCCAGUAGGAAAAAUUCUAGCUACAUAUGAAGAAAAUACAAGAGAUUUCCUGUUUCCUGACCCUAAGCUUACCUCUGGGCACCAUGGUUUAGAUCGUGAGAUUUUAAUGAAGAGGUCCUCUUCUUUUACAGGAAUUGCACCAAAAUUGAGAUUUUCUACAAGCUCCCUUAUUACAGAAAGAGUGUUAAGCUCAGGAAGGAGUCACAUACAGGGCGAUUUGAAUCGGGUGCAUCACUCAACCCCAAAUGGAAAAUUGCAAACAAAGUUACCAAAGAAAAUUACCCUUUCACCUGAGAAAAGCAGGCACAGCUUAGCAACAAAGAACUACGAGCAGCCUACAAUAGCUUCUAAAUCACGUUCUCCAUCUCCAUACACAAAAAGACGAAUGUGUGAGCUAUCAGAAGAAGCCAGGCAACGACUGGCCCAUUUAAGCCUUGGUCCUUAUGAAUUCAGAAGAGAAACUGAUAAACCUCCAUUUGUAGUUAGACGGGUUGAACAACCAAGUCCUAGUAUUAAACUUCAUACCUGGUGUCCCACACGAGAAAGCACAGCAGAAGCCUGGGCCAAGGUAGACUAUGAUCCAUCUCUUCUCGGCAGCUACAGACCCAAGAAAGCCAAAGCAAAACCUGCUCAUGGAAAAUACGUUUGCAAUGAGGAUAGGAUCUCAGAUUCACCCAACAAACCGUCCCGUUCUGCUGGCUUUUCAGAACAUUCAGCACCUCCAACAUCUCGGAAGCAUUCUCCAAGUUCUGUUCUAAAUCGAUCUUCUCUAAGGGAAAGAUUUAGCUCUGGUUGGCCUUCACCAGCAAAUGGAGAUGAGAUCCAUAAAAGAGUGAAAAAUAUUUUAAGGACACACAGUGCCAGACAGCGCCUCGUAUUUGAUGAGAGUAGCUCAUCAAAAGGAGACUUGACUAAGACAAGAGAAUCUUCGCAUAAAGCGCCCUUAUCCAUGAAUGAACUGCAGAGCAGUUCACCAGUGCAGCAGAACACUAUUGUUCACUUGGAUAAUGGUGAAUAUUGGUCUAGACCUGCAGCUGUGUACAAAGGGAAGCCUCGCAGAGUGAUCUUUGAAGAGAGUCUGGAGAAAAUAUACAGAAACAUGUACCAAAAAGCUACUGGCGGUGUUUCAGACCAAAAAACACACUCCUGAUAGCAAUUCACCUGGAAAUACACAGUACACAGUGCUCAUAUUUGUGAUGAAACCUAUUUUUAUGUAACAAAUAUUUGUACUCUGUUUUAAGGUCUAAUUAUGGUUGGGUAGGGUUUGGGAGAAACGGGGUUUUUGCCUGGGUUGCUAAAAGGAAACUAUUAACAUCCCCCUGUGCCUUCCCCUAGCCACCCCCCCUCAAAAAAGAAAAAACAAAACCCGACCCCCAAAAAAUACCCCAAAACCCAGCAACUUCACCCCUCCAUAGUUAAUCAAAAUGGCGUUGCUCCUUUGAGACUGUGUCAAUUGAAGACUAGUAGGUCUGAUGGACAUUUCUGUCAGACAUCAACUCAGGUUUCAGCUUCAGCCAAUUCUUAAUAAACAAUUAAUGCUAUUUAGUGCAUUAACAGAAUUGGUUGAAGAAACAAUAUGGCCUAGUGUUCAGGGAAGGGGUCUAAAGAGGAAGGUGAAUGCGAGUGUUGAUUUAAAAGUGUCCCAUCUGGGACAAAGGGAAUUGUUUUCUAGAAAAUUGCCUUUGGAUUGUUUAUUUUUGAGAUGGGCAGCAACUCUAAUACUGACCUAUAGACGUGCUUUCAGAGUGGUUUCAAACACCUUUAGAAAUAAAUUUUCUAAUACUGUCAAAUUUUAAAAGAAGCCCACCCAGACCAACAGCCUUUGUAUCAGAAGAAAGGUCAUCUUUACAAACCCUGUGCAUUUGAAAGUUUCCAGGUUCUCUUGAAUGCAGCCAUGACAUUUGCCAAUAUACUUGUAAUUUUAAAAAAAUAUGAAUAAGAAAGGAGUGCAGAGGGAGGAGGACUGGAGCCAGUCAGUGAGCUCCUCAUAUACCCCGUACAAGCCUUCUGAAGCUCCUGCAUCACAAUCCCACCUAAUUUGGAGCCUGUCCUUCCCAGUCUGCUGGGAUCCUGUUGGCAGAAACUGCAUCGUUUUUGCUAAAGGCCACCAAAUGUUCAUCAGCAGUUCGAUGCUUUCCCUGGGGAUGGAACCUUUUCAGCCUUGCAUUGAACAGAUCCCACAUUAGCAGACCGGGGCAAAUUGCCCAUCUAUUGAAAAGUGGAAUGUUUUAAAAGGGCAAGAGUGUCCAUCUCCUGCUUCCUUUCAGAAUGAGGGGGGGAAAAAACAAAUGCCUGUUCUGGCUCCUUCCCUGAGUGUGGGAACAGAUUCAGUUACACCAAUGCCAUUUUACCUGUUAUGAUUGGAUGAAGGAUAAAGCGAGCAGUACAGAUGGCAGAACAUAUGACUGUAACCUGCCAGCAUGCCUAGAUAAACAAAAAGUGGGUCUACUCUGCUUUCCGUCCUUUAAUGCUGAGACAACAUAAUUGAUUUGAGAAAGCAGUUGGUGAGCAAUUAUGCUGGUGGGAAAGCACGUUGAAAGGCUGUGUGCUUCUGUUUCAGGAAAGGGGACUCUCAGAGGAAGUGUCUCGCAUAUAGACAUUUCUAUUCCUUGCAACUGUUAAACCAGUUGAAGUGGAUUAACACUGAUAACUUCCUGUCCCCGAUGCCAUUUAGCACAUUAGUGCUUUCAAAGGGCAUUAGUUGCACAGUCCUGUGCCAUGGAUAAGUGUUGAGUCACUCUGUGAAGUUGUAGCACACUUUUUUUUUUUUCAGAAGUGAGAAGUAAAACUUACCCAAACUGUGCCCCUGAAGGCAUGGUGGCCAUGGAGCAUUGUGCUACUGGUGCCUGGUGUUCAUUCAUGAGCCUAUUCCUGUGACCCCAUAUUAGUCCAGAAAGGAAUUGGUCCUUUUUCCUUGCUGCUCAGGAAAGUAGGAGUAUUCAAAUGCAUCCUAAAUGGGCAAGGCAGGUUCUGAUAUAUAUUUUCCAAGCUUUUAGUUUGAAAGGAAUGUACUGAAGUAUGAAGGUUGCUACGGUUUCCUGUAUGUGUUUGAGCUGUAAGAUUUAGUGUUCUUCUCAUGGUACCCCAUUGCUUUCAUUCAAUAGUCUCUGUGUUUUCCCUCCCCAGUGUCAUAGCUUAGUAAAAGUUGGUCUUCUGAAGAUUGGCUGCUCUCCUUUGGCUUUAUCUGUGACCAAGAAGUACUUCUCAAUUUCUCCCUCCCCAGCAGUCCAGCAAAUUUUAGUCUCCAUUUGCUCAAUGUGUAAGGAGGCCUGGAUGCUAAGGCUUUGUUCUUUGCAUGAAUGAGUAAGGACACAAGUUGUCAUGAAUUCAAGACACCAGGAAGGGGAUGAGGAAGUUUGGAGGCCACUGUGAAAAAACAGGAUAAUGUUUUUGAGGGGUCCAGAGAAAUGGCUGGGGUGUAUCUGUUUCGUUCCCCUAGCUAAAGAAAGGAAGCAUAUAGCCAUAUGGCAACCUGCAGUUUUUCAUCAAAAAUCAAAAAAAAUUCAUCAAAGGUGAAAACUGAAUGGAAGGGGGUAAAAAAAAUAUAUAUAUUGAUUUUUUUUGACCGGUAUGAGUAUUAUCACUGUAGCCUUCAUAUACAACAUAACCAGAAAUGAAGCACACAGACUCUGAGUGUCCUUGGCCCUGCUCCAGCUGCGAGGGGAGAUGGGGUGUAUAAUGUCUUUCUGAAUCAGCUGCUGCAGGAGAUGUGCUUCUCUCUUGGGUCAGAGUCAUUCCGCAGCUUAUAGGCUGCGAUACAGCAAAGAGCCUUCUCUUCCAAGCCUCGUGCUGGAAAUCUGGUUUGGUUAAUGGAAAACUUUUCUCUGAAAUGUGACUUAAGACCCGAAUUACUCCGAUCUGUCCAUAAAAUCUGCAAACCACUUGGUUUUCGGAAGCGUUUGGCCCCUUCCCUGUUUGCUCAGCUAACUCUCCUAUUAAUAUGCAUACACUCAAGUGCACGGAGCGCGGCUGCUCCUUUGCUACUGCAGUAUGUGAUAAGUAUAGGUUCAGGCAGUGAACCAACAUAGUAAUAAACUGUAAUUGUUUAGCACACCUUGCCUUCUAAUACAAUUUAAAUCCCUUCUAUCAAAUGCAAAUUUCUAGGUUCCUGAGUGGAGCUUUAAAUAGCAUUUUCUAUGCUCAUUCCUUAUCUUUUGCCAUCCACAAAGUGGUCUGUUAGUGACAGUGGGAUGGCAUAAUUCCACCCCCGUCAUUUUGCCUCCUGAAGGAAAGCUGCCUACUCAAAUCUAGAAAUAAUGGGCUAGAUUAAGAGCGAAUUAUUGUUUUUCUGUGGAGUCCGUCUCUUUCUCUUGCCCUCCCCAAGUUAUUAUAACCUAUGAGUAUUCUCACCAAAUACUAUUCAGCAUCCAGUGUUGCUUGCGGUAUGCAAUCAGUGCAAUAUUUUAAUUGCCUUCAUUUUAAUAAGGUAGAGUCUGCUUCCUACUUGCUCCCUUUCCUCUUUUCUACAAAUAACUUAUAGUUUAGGAUCGUGGGGUGGCUUUAGACAAACUACCUGCCUGUGUUCAGUAGAAAUGCAAAUCCUUUGCUGAGUAAUUCUUCCUUUAGAAAUCGCUCAGUCAUUGACCUGUUGUGGAUUAAAGGCAAAAAUGUCAAACUCUUUAAUGAUUUGCCUCGUCUAAGUUUUCAACCAGAAGAUGGGAAGCUUAAAUUGGUCCACUGGGGACAAGAGGCGUAGGAUGGUUAGAGUAAUGGGAACAGGUAGGAGCAGCUUUGUAAGAUGGAUGGGCAGCAGUGUUUAUACUUUAAAUCUGAGCAGCUUGGAAGGUGAUGAGGGCUGUUCUUUAGAUGGUGAAGCACAUGUUUGAAUUUUACUAUUACUUCAGAGGCUGCCAAAACAGUGAGCUGAGAAAGAAAUCUACCUGUAGGUGUUGGGAAUCUAUUUUUUGGGUAAAAUAACAGUGUGUUUAGCUCUGCUCAGUAUUAAAUAGUCUUUUCCAAACUCCCUCUCAUUGUUACCUCAGCUGUAAAAUGGGGAGUUUGUGCUCUGUUGAAGCUUAAUUAAAUGACUGUGAAGUGCUUUGGGAUCCCGAGGUAAAUGUACAGAAAUUAUUUUGUGGAAGCCUGGCUGAACAGUCCCAUCUCGUCUCCAGGUUACUAAAAAGCCUUUAUUUUAAUUUUCCCAGGUUUAUUAUGUUUUAAUCAGACAAUUAUUAAGCAAGUCUUAAUCUUAUAGAGAGAGAAGUCGAUUAAAUCAAGAGACAGCUGAAAAAGAUAAUGACCUGCUUUACUACAUGUGCUUUUAGGAGCUGAUCUUUACAGUUGGUACCUACUUGGCUUCUGUCUCCUGCAUGAUCUGGGUUCAUCAUACUUACACUGAUUGGUCUCAUGAUGUCUUUCUUGGUUUUUUUUUAAUACAAAUUAUUUUUUUUGUCAUCCUGAUGUCUCAGUGCUGUCUGCUGUGUGCACUAGUCAGAGCUGUUAACAUCCAUCACAUUGUUUGUUCUCAUCUUCUCCCCAGGAGCAAGGGGUGCAACAGUGUGUGCAACUUGACAGGGGAGAAGCUUGUGUGGUGUGUCACACAGCUUGUGUGGUUUGUCAGGGAAAGAAAGCUGGAAGGAAUCUCUGCCUUUUCAGGCCGUGUCCAAGUAAUAGCUUGUUAGAUACUUCUGCUCUUCCUAAUUUUGAAGCUUGAAGGUGUUGUCUGAGACACUGAACUGUGCAACCAAAUUCUUAGAACUGGUCAUUUAACUGUAGAAAUGUAGUGUGUGAAAACUCUGGGUCAUAGAAAAGUCUAGCAUGAUGUUAAUUACUUCAGUGGUUAUGGAGCGAUCAUUAUCAGGAUGCUGAGUAUCUCAAGAGAUUUGUUUAGUGAUGAAGGAAUUUGGGGAAACUUUCAAAUCAAUGAAACUUAGCUCUGUGGUUGCAGUGAAAACAACUGGAGCUAAGAGAGAGCAGUGCUUCUGUGGAUGAUCUUAAUGAGCUACCUCCCUGACAGAAACAAUGUCUAGUUUAGGUGGUGGUCUCUGGUAGCAGCAGAGAACCGAUCCUUGCCCGGUUCCUUUCAGUUUCAACAAAUAAACCAGUGUUGUGGGAAGUGAUCAAAAACACCUAAUAUUCCUGUUUCUGUUAUGCAGUGAACUAUUAAGCACAAGCCCCAUUGAUUGCAUUGGUUUCUGCUGCUUUCUCCAUGGAAUUCAAAACAUCAUCAACCAAAGCCCUUAAAAGAUGAGGCUGUAGCUCCUUUUGUUAUCGGGAUUGGCUUCCCAAAGACAUGCAGUUUGUUCCCUGUUUGUCUUCGGUGAGAAAUUCUCUGAAGUGCAGUAAUAAUUUGUCUGGCUGGCAACAUAAAGGAACUGUAAUCCUUCUCUUUGCUUGAUCAAUGUGGAGAUUGUGCUUUUUCUUCACGUGUAUUUCGAUUCAGUUGUGGGUGAUUGCUUCUGACCUGGCAGAGGACUCUCUGCAGCCUGAGCAGUGGCCAUCUGAGCCGCCUUCUCACCUCCGCAGGGGAAGGAGUUUCCUGUUGCAAAGCAGCAUCCCUCGUAGUUCGUAAGAAGUUACUGAUCCUGAGGAUACAAGCACAAAGAUUUUGUUCCGUGGUCAGGCGUUUGCAUAGCCCUGUAGAGUGGGUGCCAUUGAGCUUCAAAGUGGGGGCAGGAGGCUGAAAGCAGGGGGGGACUUGAGGAGCGGUUUGGUGCAUGGUGUGCCAUGAAUUAUGCAUUUGUGUACCGUGAAUUAUCAGGGUAUAAAACAACCUGUGAAACUUUUAACAAGAGCACCAUUUACGUUGCUGAACGGUGGUGAAUUCUAAUGCUCAUAUUUGUAUUGUUACACUGACUUGAAUUUUCAAAUGUUUAGCUAAUUGUGUUGUUACUAAGACUAUCCUUGUAGGAACGGUUUCAUUCAGUAGUAAACAUUUGCUAAGAGGUUGCUUUCCCUGCCUGCCUUGUUUUCACCACAGUCAUCUAGUGUUUACAUACAUUUUAGCCUCUGUGCCAUUUUUGAAGGCUUUAUUUGUCUCAUUUACGUUUUUGGUUUGGAUAAUACUUAAAUACGAAAUCCAUCUGGGAAACAUAUUGUAUAUUCACGUUGAGGGGUAAAACCAGUUUUUAAUUAAAAUUUUAUACAGCGCUUGUA
Calidris pugnax (ruff) is the source of this 7428-nucleotide messenger RNA. RefSeq names its product spermatogenesis associated 6 (gene SPATA6). Gene Ontology annotation, molecular function: myosin light chain binding. Gene Ontology annotation, biological process: motile cilium assembly; spermatogenesis. Lineage: Eukaryota; Metazoa; Chordata; Aves; Charadriiformes; Scolopacidae. Bases 62 to 1483 code for a protein of 473 amino acids. The transcript has 13 exons. The record is from RefSeq and is a predicted model, not a curated record.